This is a messenger RNA of Plutella xylostella (diamondback moth), 4287 nucleotides long. The record is from RefSeq and is a predicted model, not a curated record. NCBI's taxonomy places the organism in Eukaryota, Metazoa, Arthropoda, Insecta, Lepidoptera, Plutellidae.
UAUGUGAUCACGAUCACUGAUCAGUUUUCAGCACAGGUGAGUCAAGAAUUUGACGAUCUACUGGCUAGCUGGCUACCUAACCUAAUUAAAGUAAGUACUUACAUAUUUUUUACUAUGAUUCAAAAAGAGGUUGAAAAUUUGUAAUGUGUUUUUUUCAGUGAUGGGCGCGUCUUGCCGUAAGUUACUGUCGUCCAAUGGCGUGCAGGCUGCAGGUUCGGUGCUCGACCGGGUCAUCUCUCAGGCCUCUAGUGAGGACAAUACCGUGCUCUACAAACUUGCUGAUUAUAAGAAAGGAGGUCUCCUACUGGAGGCGUACGCGAAGGGCGGCAUGGUGGCGGCGGAGAAGCUGAUCCGGGAGCAGUUCGCGGCCUACAUGUACGCGGGGGGGCGCGGCCGCGUCAUCAACCGCGCCGAGUAUCUGCGCUGGAAGUUUAGGGACCAGGAGCAGGUGGUGCUUCCAAUAGAGGCGUCGCUGUCUCCGUACGAUCCUCUGGCGAAGUGGGAGGACCACAUGGCAUGCUGGCAGAUGUGCUACCGAGGGGCUCUGGGAGAGUCCCUGUUACACGUCCUCAUCAUCUGUGACACUAAGAUACACACCAGAUUGGCCAGAACAUUAGUGAAAUGCUACCCGAAAUUGUCAUUGGAUGUUGUGGAAGGAGAAGAGUAUCUAGGCGCAAGUUCUCUGCAUCUAGCAAUAGCUUACAGCAACAAUGAACUAGUCCAGGACUUGGUUGAAUGUGGGGCUGAUGUCAACCAACGAGCUAUAGGUAGUUUCUUCCUUCCCCGAGACCAGCAGUGCAACCCACCGGCCAGGAGCACCAACUACGAAGGUCUGGCAUAUCUAGGAGAGUACCCCUUGGCCUGGGCAGCGUGCUGUGCGAACGAGGCGGUAUACAACCUCCUCCUCGACUCCACGGCAGACCCGGAUUCCCAGGACUCUUUUGGAAACAUGAUUUUGCAUAUGGUGGUCGUUUGCGACAAACUGGAUAUGUUCGGUUAUGCUCUUCGCCAUCCCAAAAUGCCAGCGAGUAAUGGUCGCAUGAACAAGGCUGGCUUCACACCGCUAACCCUGGCCUGCCAGCUGGGUCGGGCUUCGGUCUUCAGAGAAAUGUUGGAGCUGUCUGCUAAAGAGUUCUGGAGAUACUCCAACAUCACCUGCUCAGCUUAUCCUUUGAAUGCUUUGGACACACUACUGCCUGAUGGAAGGACCAACUGGAACUCAGCAUUGUUUAUAAUUCUCAACGGGACUAAGCAGGAGCAUUUGAACAUGUUAGACGGGGGUAUAAUCCAGCGAUUGCUAGAAGAGAAAUGGAAAACUUUUGCCAGAAACAAGUUCCUGAAACGGCUAAUGAUCCUGAUGCUGCAUCUGUUCCUCUUGUCCAUUUCCGUGUAUCUUCGCCACAGUAGCAUCGAGGCUGACACUCACCCCAACUGGGGUUUAGAAGUAGAUGACGUCAGAAGUGGGGUGCGAUUGUCUUGCGAGCUUGGCACUAUUGUCAGCACUCUGUGCUACAUCAUACUACAGCAAGGGGAUGAGUUGAAGAAUCAAGGGCUUGUGGCGUAUUUUAAGCAGCUUAUCCAUGAGCCGGCAAAGUUCAUCUUCCUGGCUUCGAACCUGCUGCUCCUGGCCUGCAUCCCAGCGCGGUUGAGCCUCCAGACCAAUCUAGAAGAAGCCAUUUUGAUUUUCGUUCUGCCCGGAUCCUGGUUUUUGCUCAUGUUUUUUGCUGGAGCUGUUAAAUUGACGGGACCGUUCGUAACUAUGAUCUACAGUAUGAUCACCGGAGACAUGUUCACAUUUGGCAUCAUCUACUGCAUCAUUCUGUUUGGGUUCUCGCAGUCUUUCUUCUUUCUUUACAAAGGUUUUCCAAACGUGCAAGGAACCCUAUUCUCCAGUUACCCCAGCACUUGGAUGGCAUUGUUUCAAAUAACUUUGGGAGAUUACAGUUACACGGACCUCGGGCUGACGACGUACCCGAACCUGUCCAAGACGGUGUUCGCCGUGUUCAUGGUGUUCGUGCCCAUCCUGCUGCUCAACAUGCUGAUCGCCAUGAUGGGCAACACGUACGCGCACGUCAUCGAGCAGUCGGAGAAGGAGUGGGUCAAACAGUGGGCGAAGAUAGUGGUGUCCCUGGAGCGUUCAGUGGCGCAAGAGGACGCUCACAGGUACCUACAGGAGUACUCCAUAGGGCUGGGCCCCUCCGACGACCCCCGCUACGAGCAGCGAGCCGUCAUGGUCAUCAAGUCCAAGGCCAAGACCAGGGCUAAGCAGAGGAAGGGCGCACUUACUAAUUGGAAGCGCGUGGGUAAAGUGACGAUAUCGGAGCUGCGCAAGCGCGGCAUCUCGGGCGAGGAUCUGCGCCGCCUCAUGUGGGGCCGCGUGUCCAUCUCCAGCCCCACCAAGAACCCACUACCGAAAAUCCCGCCGCCCGAUUGUGUGAUCGGCAGUCAGACUGGCGACACGGUGCCGGGGGUGGGCUCCGCGCUCUCCUCCUCGCUCGGCGUCAUGACUGCCACGCAUCAGCUCAAUCUGGGAGGUACCAACUAGAGCCACUUUCCUUUACAAGAGGGCCUAGUAAAUUCUAUAACGAUCCUUUCAUUAUGUUUCCGUUUUUCAGGCACUGACCCCAUGCAAAAACUGCCAACCCCUGACCUUUUAGUCAACGGGAAAACCAGAACACCAACGGCCCCUGGGCAAGUCCUCGGUAUAGCCUCACAGCCAGCCAGGGUUCCGCUAGGCGGUGUGACUCCAGGGGUGGUCCCGAGCCAGAUGACCGCCCCCGGUCAAGUUCUCGGCCAAAUGGCGGCCACCGGCCUCACGUCGGGCCAAACAGGGGUGCCAGGGUUGCCACAAGGACAAAUGGCAGUAUCUGGGCAGAUGGUACCGAUCAGGCAGCCCGUUACUGCAGGGCUUAUUCAGGGAUCACAAGCACCCGGUAUAACUCAGAGACAGUCGGCACUUGCAGCUGGACAGGUGGUCGCAUCUGGAUUGAACAUUCAAGGACAGAUAACCGCACCUGGUGGGACUUUGCAGGUUAUGCCACCCGGAUCAAUGGCUCCAGGGCAAGGGCCUCUAAUGGGUAUGCCUUCUCCACUACCUCAAGGCCAGAUAUUAGGUCCAGGAGGGAUUGGUCAAGGACCACUGAUGAUGUCAGCAGCCCAAAAUCAAUUAGCCCAAGGGCAAGUCCUAGGAGCAGGUCAAGUGAUGGCCCCAGGGUUUGGGCAAGGAGUGAUGAUUCCAGGAGCGCAGCCUGGUUUUGGACAACCUGUGGGAAUAUUCCCAGGACUGCAACUGCCAGGACCUCCUAUACCACAAGUUAGUACAGAAGUCUUCAGAGACUAUCUGCUUGAGUUGGUGAUCCUAGCGGAGUCCAAGGACCCUAAGGAAUCUCAGCUAAAAGAUCUCGCUGAAAAGGCUGCGAAUCUGAAGAACGUUCCGGAGAUUGAUAUAAAUAUUAACCUGGCGGCCAAGUCAGCUCGCAAGGUGGUGGCCGGCGCCAUGUCGGGGCUGUUCGGGGUGGCGGCCGACGCGCCCGCGCCCGACAGCUGGCGCCGAGACCGACAGGACCACAGUGACAGCGACCCUAUAUCAGACACGGUGCUCCUAGGCAGGGCCUCCAGGGCGCGAAGGGCGCGGUCAGCAUCCCGUCGCGCGCCUCCGCCGCCGCCGCACCUUUACGUACCAGCCAGGUCCAUGUAUUUGGUGGCGUCAGAGAGCAGUGCAGUAGAGAGCGAUGCUCCCUGGGAUGACCAGCCCAGCUCGGGAAAUAACUCAACAUUGAACGUAUGCCCAGAAGACCUCUCGCGCAUGCGCGCUGCCCGCCCGCUCUGCAUACAGCACGCCACGGGGCAAGUGCCUAUUGAACACUCCGUGUAUGUUGUCGGUUCAGGAAGUGGAGCGGAAGUAGAAAGUGCAGCCCCAUCCCAAACGAGCAAGCCAGAGCGGCGGAAACCGCGACCAAAAACAGCAAGAAACAGACGAAAUAGAGUGUCUCCAGUGCAAGAGACCGGGAGCCCGCUAGAGCCGUGGGCCACGGCGCCUCUGUCGCGAAUAUCUCGCAUGAUCCGGUCCUCCAGCGCCUCCACUGCCUCUCUUAGAUCGGAAACCUCACAGGAACAUUCGCCGCAGAGAUAUUAAUCAUCUACCCUAAGUGUUUCCGGGAGAUUUUAGAAGAAUUUAUUUAAUGGAUUAUCAGCAUUCCAGACGAAUGUUAAUACCUAAUUCUGUUAGGAGUGUUACAAGAGUAUAACUUCAUAUUUUUGGGACCUGUCUUACUGCCUAUACCAAUA